Molecule: messenger RNA, 1208 nt
Organism: Diatraea saccharalis (sugarcane borer)
Lineage: Eukaryota; Metazoa; Arthropoda; Insecta; Lepidoptera; Crambidae
Source: the annotation of a GenBank genome assembly
UAUUUCUUUCGCUGGAUUGUGGUGAAUUCCUGAUUGUUACACUUACCACAUGUUGAUGUCAUGUUCGGGUCAUGCGAUCCGUUUGUGUUUAGAUUGGAUAAAAAGUUAUUUAUUUUAUUGAAUCGUAAAAUAAUUUGCUACUGAUGAUGGUUAUGGCAACGGAAACUUCGAGUCAAGGGGGUGAACCACGCGAGGAGGGAGCGGGUGCACAGGACGGUGAUACAGCUCUGCACGAAAGGCUAGUCGCGUAUGUGCGUGCACUCGACUCCAGCAAUGACUCCCGAUCGGGCGUGUGGGGCGAGCACUCGUACGCGCGCGCCCGGGUCGGGUCCGUCGCGGGGCCCGUCCGGGUGAUGCUGGGGCCGCGCGACGCCGGCGCCGCUCCCGCCGCCGUCGACGUCGAGAGCGUCGACCCGACCCCGCCCGAUCCGCCCGAGCCCGACGGCCCCGACCCGCCGUUCGGCUCCGGCUCCGACUCGGGCGGCGACGACGAGGACGACUGGGAAGCGAAGACGGUCGGCGGCGCGCCCCACGCGGACCACGCGCGCCUCGCGGCCUCGCUCGUGGACUCGCUCGGGCGGGUGCGACUCGCCCGGCUCGCGGGCGGCCGCCGCGCCGAGCGACUCGCGCUCGUCGGCGAGGCGACGCGGCUGAGGCUCGCGCUCGCGCCGCUGUGGCUGCGGCCGGGCGCGGCGCACGCGCGGCCCGCGGCCUGGCUGCACGCCGCCGUGGCCGCCGCGCCGCCCGCCGCCCGCCGCACGUACGACCGCCUGCUGGGCGAGCUGCGUCGCGCGGCGCCGCGCGUGGCCGAGCGGCUGACGGGCGCGCGCGGGCCCGGGCCGGCCGCGGCGGGCGCGGAGGCGGCGGCGCGCGCGGCGGACGAGCCCGGCCCGUGGCUGGUGUGGGUGGGCCAGAGCCGGUGGGCGCGCGUGCUGCAGGGGGCGGUGCACACGCGCGUGCUGGGCGCGGGGGCGGGGGCGGGGGCGGGCGCGGGGGCGGGCGCGGGGGCGGCGGCGCCCGAGGCGUGGUGCGCGGCGGUCGCCGGCUCCGUGCGCGCCGCCUUCGUCGACGUCCUCGCGGAGGCCGGGUGAGUCGAAAACGUUCCGUUCUAGUCGACGUUAAAAAAGGCUGAAAUAUUUAUUUAUUUUAUUAGGACAACCGACGAGACACAAAUCGUCUAUAAGUAAAUGAUUCAAUGCUUAUAAUAU